Messenger RNA from Trypanosoma conorhini, 531 nucleotides. RefSeq names its product calcineurin B subunit. The transcript has a single exon. Gene Ontology annotation, molecular function: calcium-dependent protein serine/threonine phosphatase regulator activity; calcium ion binding. NCBI's taxonomy places the organism in Eukaryota, Euglenozoa, Kinetoplastea, Trypanosomatida, Trypanosomatidae. The coding region runs from base 1 to 531 and encodes 176 amino acids. The record is from RefSeq and is a predicted model, not a curated record.
AUGGGCGAGGCGUCUUCUCUCACCCCGGAAGAGAUGCGGAAGUUGCAGGAGGCAACGGCUCUUUCCGAGGCACAAAUUCUUCGGCUGCACCAACGGUUCACGAUGCUUGACCGGGCUGGUCAGGGAACUAUUACGGCAGAGGUUUUCAGCUCUAUUGCCUCCGUGGCCUCAAACCCUCUCCUUGGGCGCGUAUUGAAAGUGUUGGAUUCAACUGGUGAUGGGAAAAUCGAUUUUGCGAAGUUUGCGAAGGCCCUGGCUGUUUUUUCCCCACAGGCCGACAAGCGGGAGAAGCUGCGUUUCACCUACAAGAUGUAUGACUUUGAUGGAGACGACAAGAUCAGCAACAGGGACCUCUUUGAGACUCUGAAGAUCAUGGUGGGAACGAACCUAACGGAGGUGCAGCUGCAGCAGAUUGUUGACAAAACGUUCAUUGAGGUGGACCUGAACCGUGACGGGUACAUUACGUUUGAUGAAUUUGAGCAGUUGACCCUUUUGAACAAUUUUGGUGAUCGCCUCAACCUUUCCUUUUAG